UUUAGGAAAAAUAACACCUCAGUCUGGGGUGGCAUUGGUGGAUUCCAAGCAGAGAUCUGGGGUGGCUUUGGAAAAAAUACGAGCUCGUUUUGGGGUGGGAUUGGCGGAUUCCAGGAAGAGAUCUGGGGUGGUUUUAGGAAAAAUGCCGGCUCGUUUUGGGGUGGGAUUGGCAGAUUCCAGGGAGAACAUCCCCUGCAAGAAUGGGUGGUGGGAGGGACUUUCCAUCAGGAGCUGGAGCUCCUGAUGGGAAAUCCCUCCCACGGGGAAUGGGGUAAAAGUGAAAGUGAAGGAAUUUAGGUUGGGUUUGGGAGGGAAUUGUUCCUUGUGAGAGUGAGGAGAGCCUGGAACAGGAUGUUCCAUGGAUUUCCCAUCCCUGGAAGUGUCCCAGGUCAGGCCCAGAUAGUGGAAGGUGUCCCAUGGCAGGGGUUGAGUUGACCUUUGAUGUCCCUUCUGACCUAAAGCACUUUGGGAUUCUGGGAUUACAAAAUUCAGAUUUAUUCCUGAUUUUCCCGUAUAAAAAGUGCAAUUUGGGAGAGGUUUUUAAAAUUGAUUGGUUGGAAUUUCUGUGAUGGAGUGGGAAAGGAUUCUUGUGGUUCGCUGUUGAGUGCCUGAAUCACAGAUUUCCUCCUGAAAAGGGGAAGUUUGGGAAGUUUUAGAUAAUUAAUUAAUUAAAUUAAUUGGGGUUUUUUUACAUGACAUUCAGUGCUGAUUGUCCCUGAAUGUCCCCAGCUUGGCUUCAGGACGUGGUUCAGAGUUAAAAACGAGGGGUUGGGUCCCUCAGGUGCUGCUGGGGCCAUGUUGGGAUGAUGGCACAGCUGGGACGUGUCCCCAAGGUGUGGGGACCGCGGGGAACUCGCCUGUCCAGGUGUCCUUGGGUGUCACCAAACAGGUGGGGAGGGACCCUAAAAUUCACCUCAUUCCAACCCCACUGUGUCCUUCAAAUGUCCCCAAGAUGUCCCCGAGACCUCCACCAGCUGGGGCUGUGACACAGCUGGGACAUGUCCCCAAGGUUUGGGGACCAGAGUGCCACCAAAAAGGUUGUGUUGGGAGGGACCUCAAACCUCACCUGAUUCCAACCCCGUCUGUGUCCUUCCAGUCCUGCCACGUGUCCCCAAGAUGUCCUGCCACCUGCACCAGCACCUCACUCCGCUCUACCAGGACCCCGUGGCGCUGUCCCCUGGCGUCCCCUUCCCGGCUCAGCGGUGGCACUCCACCACCUGCAUCCCCCAGGCCGUGCCCAGCCAGGUGCCCCUGCAGCGGACGAUGUCCUCCAGCAUGUGCCAGCAGCAGAGUGUCACCCAGGCCGUGCCACCCUACCAGCUCCACGGACCCCCCUGCGUGCCCCAGCACCUCCUGCACCAGCAGACUGUCCCCAGGCGGGUGACAACAUACGUGCCACCGCAGCAGCGCAUCACCCAGUGCGUGCCACACCAGGUGGGGGUGACCCAGUGCGUGCCACAGCAGCUGCGGGUGCCACAGUACUGCCUGCCUGUCCCCCAGCAGCAGAAGAUUGUCCCCAGGUGUGUCACCACCUGCGUGCCGCAGCAGCGCGAGACGGGCGGCGCGGGUGUCACCGGCGUCACCCAGUGCGUGCCGCAGCAGAUGCAGGUGCCACCGCCUGAGUGCGUCCCCCAGCAGCAGAAGAUUGUCCCCAGGUGUGUCACCACCUGCGUGCCGCGGCCGCCAUUCGUCACCAAGGGUGUCCCGCAGCAGCAGAGUGCCACCAGGUGCGUCCCCCAGCAGUGCGUGACCAGCGUCUGUCCCCAGCAGGGUGUCCCCAGGUGUGUCACCAGCUGUGUCCCCCAGCAGCGCGCGACCCGGGGCGUCUCGUACCAGUGGGUGACAGCGCCUGUCCCCCAGCAGCAGCAGAGUGUCACCGCCAGUGUCCCCCAGCAGUGGCACAGCAGGUGUGUCACCAAGUGUGUCCCCCAGCAGUGUGACACCGGCGGGGCCAGCAUUUGUGUCCCACAGCAGCAGCAGAGCGGGAUGGUUUGUGUCCCCCAGCAAAGUGCCACCAAGGGUGUCCCCCAGCAGUGUGGGACAAUUUGUGUCCCCCAGCAAAGUGCCAUCAAGUGUGUCCCCCAGCAGUGUGUGACCAAGGGUGUCCCCCAGCAAUGUGGGACAAUCUGUGUCCCCCAGCAAUGUGUGACCAAGAGUGUCACUCAACAGAGUGCCACCAAGUGUGUCCCCCAGCAGAGCGUGACCAAAUGUGUCCCCCAGCAAGGUAUGACCAAGUGCAUCCCCCAGCAAAGUGCCACCAAAGGUGUCACCCAGAAGUAUAGGACAGUUUGUGUCCCUCAGCAAAGUGCCACAAAGUGUGUCCCCCAGCAAUGUGUGACCAAGAGUGUCACUCAACAGUGUGGGACAAUUUGUGUCCCCCAGCAAAGUGCCACCAAGUGUGUCCCCCAGCAAUAUGGAACAAUCUGUGCCUCCCAGCAGUGUGUGACCAAAUGUGUCCCCCAGCAAAGUGCCACCAAGUGUGUCCCCCAGCAAAUUGUGACCAAGAGUGUCACUCAGCAGUGUGGCACAAUUUGUGUCCCUCAGCAAAGUGCCAUCAAGUGUGUCCCCCAGCAAUGUGUGACCAAGAGUGUCCCCCAGCAAUACGGGACAAUUGGUGUCCCCCAGCAGAGCGUGACCAAGUGUGUCCCCCAGCAAAGUGCCACCAAGUGUGUCCCCCAGCAAUACGGGACAAUUGGUGUCCCCCAGCAGUGUGUGACCAAAUGUGUCCCCCAGCAAAGUGCCACCAAGUGUGUCCCCCAGCAGUCCGGUGGAGUGAAGAUCUCCAGCCACUCCAAGAAAUACUGCUCAGCCCCCAAGUGGCCCUGGUGACCACCAGGUGUGUGACGAGGACAAUCCCCGGGAAUAUGGCCAGAAUUCCCUGGUUUUUAACCCCUGAUUCCCGCAGAGUCCCCAAACAGCUAUUCCCCAAGUUCCUUGCCAAGUUUUUAUUCUUUGAUUAAGAUAAAAAACACAACUUGAAAUGAAAACUCUUUGAAAUAACGAAAGUUAUAGCAGAGUUAUUUUAUAAACGUUUCAAUAGAAAGGUAAUUAAUUAAAUUCUUUAUGUUGAAGAUGU
Messenger RNA from Passer domesticus (house sparrow), 3076 nucleotides. Its product is annotated as keratin-associated protein 10-4-like. The transcript has a single exon. Bases 1117 to 2829 code for a protein of 570 amino acids. NCBI's taxonomy places the organism in Eukaryota, Metazoa, Chordata, Aves, Passeriformes, Passeridae. The record is from RefSeq and is a predicted model, not a curated record.